CUCCCCUUUGGCAGCUCUGGUUGUCUGUGUUGUUUCUUGGGAUGAGACGAGACAAAGUCUGUGGAGGCAAUGGUGGCUGUUAAAGAGUUACUAGGAGCGGGUCCCUGAGGUGUCCUCGGGACAAGAAGAAGGAAAUACCAAAAAGUGACGAUCGUAUGCCAAUUGCGGUCCUUCAUCUGAUAAAGUGUCUGCACCCCUUCGAGGCAAGGAAAUGAGAAAGCUACUUCUAAUCCAAGCGGAGCAGGUCAAUGAAGAGGCGGGCACUGCUUGGGAGUGUGGAUACGGGUGUCAGAGGUCCAACUUCAGUGGCAGAUCUGGUGGCCUUGGAGUGGCUGAAGACCACCACCCUCCACAGGGCUGUGCUCAGGCACACAGCCAUCCUUCCCUUCCCUGAGUGAGCUUCCUCUGCGAUUGUUUAUAUCACUGGCAGAGCCUGUAGUUCGAAAGGGGGCUGAGUGACAACUGGACUUUGUAUGAAAACACCAACCUGGGAGAGACCUUCAGUCAAGGCUGAGACAGGGGUGGGGGUAUAUGACUUGGCCUUGCCUGUAACUUGGAUCGUGAUUGACUUUGGUGCUGAGGCAAGGGCAGAGGAGGGCCUGGGGCUGGCCUGAAAGCUGGCAUCCGUGGCCCUGCCAACACUAAAGCCAAGGCUAAGAUCCAAGCCAAGGCAGUGGCUGAGGCAUAAUUGAAAACGGGACUGGUGACCCAGGCCAAGGCUGGGGGUGGAGCAGUGGCCAGGACACAGUGACCUGCACUGAGGCCAUGGCUAUGACAAGGCAAGUGAGCAAGAUGGAAUCUAAGGCUAAGACUAGAGUCAUGGCUGAGACCAAGGCAACCCCCCUGACAGAACCUAGUGUAGUGUCCCAAACCAAAUCAAAGGCCAUGCCUAUGUCCAAGCUCAGUGCUGUCACCCAGUGUAAAGUGAAGGCUGGUGCUAGAAGUGAGGCCAGUAUCGGUUCCAAAGACAACACUGGGUCCAUGUCCCAGAGAAGGAGUGAGGCCAGCAUCAAGUUGAAGGCUGGGGACAGAGCUGGUACUGUAACUCAGUUCAGUGAUGAGGAUGAAGAAAAUGUCUGUUCUUGGUUUUGGACUGGAGAAGAGCCUAGUGUAGGAUCUUGGUUCUGGCCUAAAGAGGACAACCCAUUUCAAGUGUAUAAGCCUCCAGCUAAGAUCCAGGAAAUGCCCAAGCCUACACCCAAACCUGAACUUACUAUAAAGCAAAAAGCAAAAGCAUGGUCAAGGGCCAGGUUUUGUGUCCUAGUUCCAGUAGAUGGAGGGGAGCAAUCCUUACCUCCAGGAGGGAACUGGACUCUGGUUGAUACCUUAAUUGAAACUCCUCUAGGGAUUCGACCUCUGACCAAGAUCCCACCGUGUAAUGGGCCUUACUUUCAGACUUUAGCUGAGCUCAAAAAUCAGGUUAAGUAUAGGGAAAAGUAUAGGCCCAAUCCAAAAACCUGUCGCUGCAAAUCAUAUGUUUUUACUUUAGAGCCUAAAGAGUUUGAUAAACUUGUUGCCCUACUUAAGUUAACUAGGGAUCCUUUCAUUCAUGAAAUAGCUACGAUGAUAAUGGGUAUCAGUCCUGCUUAUCCAUUUACCCAAGAUAUAAUUCAUGAUGUAGGUAUUACUGUUAUGAUUGAAAACUUGGUCAAUAAUCCCAAUGUUAAAGAACACCCUAGAACUUUAAAUAUGGUGGAUGACAACGCUGAGUCUUCUGGAGAACCACAGAGAGAGCUGUACAUAAAUCAAGUUUGUAGGGACAUAAUCUCUUAUCCUUUGAACUCCACCGUGCAGCUGGAUGGACUAAAAUUAUUAGUGCAGCUGAGUGUAAACUUUGAGUACCACCAUAUAAUUGUCAAUUACAUUCCAGAUUUCCUCACUUUGUUAGACAAGGGAAGUGUUAAAACCAAGUUUUAUGUUUUAAAAGUGUGUUUGCACUUGUCUAAAAAUCAAGCCAAUACAAGAGAACUGAUCAGUGCCAAAGUGUUGUCAUCAUUGGUUGCACCCUUUAACAAAAAUGAGUCAAAGGCCAAUAUUCUUAAUAUCAUUGAAAUAUUUGAGAAUAUAAAUUUCCAAUUUAAAAAAAAGGUGAAGCUGUUUACCAAGGAAGAGUUCACUAAAUAUGAACUUAUUUCCAUAUUUCAGGAAGCAAAAGAGUUUGGUCAGAAACUACAAGACCUAGCAGAGCACAGUGAUCCUGAAGUGAGAGAUAAAGUUAUAAGAUUAAUACUCAAACUCUGAAUAGCUAUAUGUUCUCACAAAACCUUUAGCAGUUUCUUUGGUAUUGUAAUAUGAAACCAAUGCAACUUAUAAGUUCAGUAUUUCUGCUAUCUGUGCUGAUUGAAGGAGCCAAUUUUAUGCAUACCAGAUGAUCUUGAGAGCUUGAAUGUUUGUUGGUUUUCAUUGUGCUAUAUAAGUUCAGAUAUUUUUAGUAUUUUUGCAAUAUGACCUGAUAAUGAACCUAUU
Molecule: messenger RNA, 2466 nt
Organism: Budorcas taxicolor (takin)
Lineage: Eukaryota; Metazoa; Chordata; Mammalia; Artiodactyla; Bovidae
Gene: ARMCX5
Product: armadillo repeat containing X-linked 5
Exons: 3
Coding region: 766-2241 (491 amino acids)
Source: RefSeq, a predicted model, not a curated record